Messenger RNA from Patiria miniata (bat star), 870 nucleotides. RefSeq names its product macrophage migration inhibitory factor-like. The transcript has 4 exons. Gene Ontology annotation, molecular function: phenylpyruvate tautomerase activity; cytokine activity. NCBI's taxonomy places the organism in Eukaryota, Metazoa, Echinodermata, Asteroidea, Valvatida, Asterinidae. Bases 302 to 670 code for a protein of 122 amino acids. The record is from RefSeq and is a predicted model, not a curated record.
CUAGCCCAGGUUGGACGACGUCUUCGUAGCAUUGCGUGUACACAACGGAGUCCAUCCUGGGCUACCUAGUACCUAGCUUACACACGGGCCAUUUUCUGAAAAGAACUACAAGUCCAGCUUCAUCAACUUUCGCUAAGUAGCAGUGUGUACACUGUACACAAAUAAAAUCCCCCCCCCCCGUUCGCGUUGCCAACAUGACAAGGCAGAAAAUACAAGGAGCUAUAAAAAUGAAAGAGCAAAACAAGUGUAGGCCAUACUUGGUAUUAACUGGCUAGGGGAAGAAUCGUCCAAAAUUGUCAAGAUGCCGAUGUUCGAGAUCAACACCAAUGCUAAGGUAGCAAAUAUUCCAUCAAACUUUGUGGUGGACACUUCUAAAACUAUCUCCGAGAUGAUUGGCAAGCCAGUGCAGCAAGUUGCAGUGCGUUUGAACGCAGGACAGCUCAUGGCAUUUGGGGGUUCCACCGACCCGUGCGCCCUUGUCAGUAUGAAGAGUAUUGGCAAGAUUUCACAGAAUGAGAACAUCAAGUAUGCCAAAGUCAUAACAGAAGUUCUGGGCAAGCUUGGCGUCAAACCCGACAGGAUGUACAUAACCUUUACGAACCUGGCCAAAGACAACGUCGGAUUUCAAGGAAACACCAUUUUUGGUCUUGAGAAAGCUGCUGGUAAAUAAAAGGUGAUAAUGGUGAUAAAAGCAAGUUAGCGACCAAUGGUAAUCAAGAAUUUGCUAGCUUGGCUGAGCAGAAAUUAAUUGACCGACCCAUAUGUUGUUUUUUUUAAUGCAACUUAGUGUCCCAUUAAUUUUAUUUUGAAUUUUCGUUUUUACAUUUUCAAAAAGGUUUUGGUGCCUUUUUGCUUUUUAUGCUAAUGCAA